This is a messenger RNA of Periophthalmus magnuspinnatus, 3161 nucleotides long. RefSeq names its product aldehyde dehydrogenase 16 family, member A1 (gene aldh16a1). The transcript is spliced from 17 exons. Gene Ontology annotation, molecular function: oxidoreductase activity, acting on the aldehyde or oxo group of donors, NAD or NADP as acceptor. The record is from RefSeq and is a predicted model, not a curated record. Bases 176 to 2557 code for a protein of 793 amino acids. NCBI's taxonomy places the organism in Eukaryota, Metazoa, Chordata, Actinopteri, Gobiiformes, Gobiidae.
GGGGUUGCAUUACUUUUAGACCAGCGAAGUAAUAGUCUUCGCUGGAGGUUUGACAGUGAGGGGCAAGAAAAGACUAAAAGGUUGCGUUUGCUGCAAACUGGAUUCUUUUGCGUUUCUUUGAUCAAACAUUCGCAGAAAGGGGGACAAAUUCUAGUAGAAGGCUUCUUUGACUAUUAUGGCUGGCAGCACCAACAGAACUGUGCACGAAAUCUUUCAAAGCAUGGAAUAUGGACCAACAGAAAGUUCAAACACUGCCACUGCACAGGCUUGGCUAGCUCAUCAUUCCCGCUCUCUUGGUUUGUUCCUCAAUGGCAAGUUUGUCCUUCCAGCAAACAGACAGACACACUCUCUCGUGAAUUCAAAAGGUGUUCAAGUCUGUAGUACAGUGUGUGCCGAGGAGGAGGAUAUUUCGCAGUGUGCCUCUUCUUCUGUGAAUGGAUUUGAUUCUUGGAGUCGUCUGAACUGUCAGCAGAGGGCUAAAGUCCUGCUCAGAUUGGUGAGUGUCCUGGGUCAGCAUGCAGUCUGUGUCUCAGAGCUGUGUGAGCUGUGUGAAGCUCCCUGCUCUCCCUCCUCUUUGGUCAGACUGCUGCAGUACUACGCCAGCUGGGCUCAGCUCAGAGACACUCUUCUCACCGGAUGGACAUCACUUGGAGUGGUGGAGGUAGCUUGCUCCGAUGAAUGUUCGCUCUAUUCUCUUAUGACCAAAGUCCUGCCAGCUCUAGCUAUGGGUAACUCUGUCAUUAUUGUCCCUGGACACAGCACUGCCCCUGCUGCACUCUUAUUGGCUCAGCUGUUCAUAGGGGCAGGACUACCUGCUGGAGCUCUAAACGUUUUAACAGGAAGUGACAUGUCACUUUGUGCUCAAGUGGCCCAGAACCUGAGCAUUAGCUAUGUCACCUACAGUGGCAACAAGCAGGAUGGAGUGAAUCUUUGUAAAGCCACUGCUGCUUUUGGCAUUCCUGUCUCUGUUUCUGCAAGUAUAGGUGCUACAUGUCCCUUUAUAAUCUUUGAUACAGCAGACAUUGAUAGUGCUGUGGAUGGAGUAAUUGAAGCUGCUUUUAAGAAGAAGAAAGAGGUUCACUGGGUCUUGUUGGUCCAGGAGAGUGUGCUGAACAAUGUCAUGGCCCGUCUGAAACUGCGAAUGACAGGAAUGAAGAGUGUUCCAUUGGCCUCUGAUGGAGUGAGAGCCCUGGUUGAUGCUGUAGUACAGGAGGCUCUAAAGCAGGGGGGCACGCUGAUUCAUGCCUGUGAGCCUGCUCCCACUGGUGCGCUGUACCCCCCCACUGUGCUCUGUGGGACAGCCCCAUCUUCUCCGUGUCUGGUCAGUCCACCUCCAGGACCACUGCUGCCUCUCAUGACAUUCAGGACUAACACAGAAGGGGUCACUGUGGGGAAUCAUAGCCCCCAUGGUUUGGCAGCUUCUAUUUGGACGGAGGACCUCACACUGGCUCUGGAGACCGCAAAGAGUUUGUCUGUAGGGUGUGUAUGGGUGAACUCCCACUCUUUCUUUGACCCCUGCAUGCCUGUAUCUGGGCACAAAGACAGUGGAACAUGCACUGAUGGAGGUCAGGAGGGUUUGUACCAUUUCCUAAGACUGUCCUCUUCCAAAACUCCAUUUCCUCGAAAAACACAUGUUUUUUUUGACUAUGAUAAAUUUGGAGUUGCUGCCCCUACAACUAUCAUUCCAGAUGAUUCCGAUCCUGCCAGUGCUCCAAAGAUAUAUCAACAGUUUGUUGGAGGAAAGACCUGUAAAUCUUUAUCUGGAGGCAGUGUAGCUGUGCAGUCAGCAGAUGGCACCAAACUGUUGGCAUACUGUCCAGAUGGAAGCAGGAAGGAUGUCCGGAAUGCAGUGGAAACGGCAACCAAAGUCCAACCUGGUUGGGUGAAAAAAAGCCUGUCGGCCCGUUCCCAAUCGCUGUACUCUUUGGCAAAAGGCCUAGAAGCAAAGAAAAAAGACUUUGUGGCUUCUUUGAGUACACAGAUGGGUGUGUCAGCAGAGAGUGCUGACAGUGAAGUGGAGCUUAGCAUCGCUAGGCUCAGUGAUUGGGCAGCUUUCUGUGACAAAAUGCAUGGUGGCACUCUGCCUGUGCCACAUUCAGGCUCUGCUCUCUCUAUUCCUGAUCCCCUUGGAGUCCUUGGGAUUGUCCUUCCUGACAAAAGGCCUCUCCUCUCCACUGUGACCCUCCUGGGAGCUGCCAUCGCCACAGGCAACGCUGUUGUCAUGGUGCCCAGUCAAAAGUAUCCCAUACCAACACUGAUGCUUAUUCAGGUGCUGCAGUCCUCUGAUCUUCCUCCAGGCCUAGUCAGCAUUAUCACUGGCAGUAAGGACCAGCUGACUGUGGCUCUGGCCAACCACAGUGUCAUCAAGGGCAUCUGGUACUGGGGCACUGCUGAGGGCUGCCACUACCUCCAGAACAAGUGCACCAGCCCUUUCAAGACCCUGCUUUGUCAGAGGGAAGAUGAGGAUGAUGAAUGGAACCAGUGUGACCUGGCCUUCCUGGAACACAAGUGGAGAAGUGCAGUUCAGUGGAAGAGUGUGUGGCUUCCAACUGCCUGAGGUCCCAGAGCCUGACACACACCCAAUAUGAAGGACACAGUCAAUGAAGACCUCAACAACUGCUUUCAAAUCAAAUGAGUGCUUUGAAUAUUCUGUUAACAAAUAGAAGGCUUAAUUUCUUCUGUUGGACUGUGAACCAAAACAAGAGGAAGUGAAACAACCAUUACGUAAGAGUGUACAAAUAUUGACCAACAACAUUUUUGUCUUAAACUUUGUUUUAAACUGGGUUGUUAUGUACAGUUAAGUAGAUAGUUACUGAUGGUAGAAAAAGGUUUCAAAUGUAGUCAUCUGGACUAUGUUUUUGAAAUCAAUUACAUUAUAUUGACAACAGAGUAAACAGAUUUUCACUAUGGAAGCUUCAUUUUAACUGUACUGUAAAACAAUGGUAUUUUUUAAUAAUUUCAAUAUUGUAUGUCUUAAAACCCUGUGAAACAUUAUGUUGGUCAUACAGUUUGAGAAAGCAGACAGGAGAAGUUAGUCAUUAGCCUUUUUAAAGUGGUACUGUGAGCCAGAUAAAGUUAGUAAUUUUCCCACCAUAUAAAGCUGCAUCCAAAUGUAAUGUUCUAGAAAUAUUUCCAAUUAAACAAUUUUGGUUUGGUCAGAU